Molecule: messenger RNA, 1335 nt
Organism: Pichia kudriavzevii
Lineage: Eukaryota; Fungi; Ascomycota; Pichiomycetes; Pichiales; Pichiaceae
Exons: 1
Coding region: 1-1335 (444 amino acids)
Biological process (GO): ubiquitin-dependent protein catabolic process
Cellular component (GO): proteasome regulatory particle, lid subcomplex
Molecular function (GO): structural molecule activity; protein binding
Source: RefSeq, a predicted model, not a curated record
AUGUCACUUCCUUCUAUUCAGGAUGCCAACGAUGCCUUCCAAUCAGGCGAUUAUGCAAAGGCUGAAUCACUUUACAAUAAUAUCUUAGACAUUGACACUUCAAAUACCUCAUUUCAAUUGAGGUCAAAUAACGAAAAGUUGAUAAAUUUAAAAGAGUCUGCAAUUGUUGGACUAUCAAAGAUAUAUGAUGCUCAACAAGACUCUACUAAACUAUCUGAAUUGGUUGAUAAAUCAUUGAAUCUUAUGCGUGGAUCAUUUGCUAAGUCUAAAACUGCCAAGAUUGUCAAACUAUUGUUGGACAAGGUUGAAAGUUCGCAGCACUGGUCGAACUCAAACUUGAACGAAUCUUUGAAAUUGUCUAUUGCUUUGACUGAAAAAUGCAUCAGUUGGUCAAUUGAUGAACGGAGAACGUUUCUACAACAAUCUUUGAAAAUUAGAUUAUCCUUGCUAUACUAUAACAAGGGCAAUUAUAACGAAUCCCUAUCUAUCAUUCAGCCAUUAAUCAAAGAGUUUAAAAAACUAGAUGAUAAGACUUCUUUGGUUGACGUCCAACUACUAGAAUGUAAAAACUAUUUCCAGUUGAAGAAUAUACCUAAAUCGAGGGCGUCUUUAACAAGUGCCAGAACAAGUGCCAACGCAAUAUAUUGCCCUUCAACAACACAAGCGGACUUGGACCUAAUGAGUGGUAUUUUGAACGCUAAUGAUAAAGAUUUUAAAACCGCUUACUCGUAUUUCUUUGAAUCCUUUGAAAAUUACCAACUGCAUGAGUCCAAACUUAAUACUGAGACGGAUAAUAUGAAGUCAGUGAAGGUUUUAAAGUAUAUGAUUCUAUGUAAAAUUAUGAACUCCCAGAUUGAUGAUAUUAAUUCUUUAUUAAAGCAGAAAUCUGUUCAACCUUUUCUUCAUUUGAAGGAUAUCGAAGCAAUGAAGUCUGUUUCAAUGGCUUAUUCAAAUAGAUCUUUGAAAGACCUAGAAAAUUCUUUGAAGACGUAUAACAAGGAACUAACGUUGGAUCCCAUUAUCAGAUCUCACCUAUCUGAUUUAUAUGAUUCCCUAUUUCAGAAGAAUCUACUCAAAUUAAUAGAACCUUACUCAUGCAUAGAGAUAAAUCACAUAUGUGCAAUGAUUGGAUUACCAAAGGAUGUCAUCGAAUCCAAGCUAAGUAAUAUGAUCCUUGAUAAAGUAUUUUAUGGUGUUUUGGAUCAAGGUAAUGGCUGGUUGAUCAUUUAUGACGAGCCUGUCAAGGACGAAUCUUAUGACUUUAGUUUGGAAAUUAUAAAACACAUGUCCAAUGCUGUCGAUUUACUCUAUGAGAAGGCAUCUCUACUAAACUAG